This is a messenger RNA of Haemonchus placei, 175 nucleotides long. Lineage: Eukaryota; Metazoa; Nematoda; Chromadorea; Rhabditida; Trichostrongylidae. The record is from the annotation of a GenBank genome assembly.
ACUUCCUUUUCCUUAUUUCAGCAGCAAGAAUACGCAAGACUUCAAUCACUUUGUUGUUGAAACUGAGGUGAAGUCAGUUGGUGAUAAAGUUCGAGAGUUCCUGCUGUCGCUGCAGUACUUCCGUGUGUUCAUUGCCCUUUGGAACGUGUUCAUCAUUUUUCUUAUGUUUGUGUGA